Molecule: messenger RNA, 2224 nt
Organism: Cydia splendana
Lineage: Eukaryota; Metazoa; Arthropoda; Insecta; Lepidoptera; Tortricidae
Gene: SamDC
Product: S-adenosylmethionine decarboxylase proenzyme
Exons: 9
Coding region: 218-1276 (352 amino acids)
Biological process (GO): spermine biosynthetic process; spermidine biosynthetic process
Cellular component (GO): cytosol
Molecular function (GO): adenosylmethionine decarboxylase activity
Source: RefSeq, a predicted model, not a curated record
GAACGCACCCGCGCCGCGUGUCGACUCGCUCGUUCAGUAGAAAGAGAAGUUCGUGCUCCGUCUCUUCUUUCACCUGCAUUUUGCCAAUAAUUUUGUUUCGUUCAGUCAGUCAACUUCCGACAUUUCUUCUUUGUGGUUGUGCCCGAAGUCGUCUAGUCAAAACCCAGUGGGAAUAAAAUUCUCUAUAUAACAAAAAUAAAGGGAAUAAUCUAUCGCUAUGGCUGAAAAGGAAAUAAUAUCAAGUAAUCAAAUUAAUAAUGAUCAAUUCUUUGAAGGUGUUGAAAAGCUAAUAGAAAUUUGGUUUACACCGGCUAAAAAUGCGGAUUUAAGAAAAAUUACACGCCAACAAUGGGAGAAUGUGCUGAAGAUUGUGCGGUGCGAGAUCAUCUCUUUCACACAGAGCGAGCAAGUCGACGCCUACGUCCUCAGCGAGAGCAGCAUGUUCGUGUCCCGCCGCCGCUGGAUCCUGAAGACGUGCGGCACGACGACGCCGCUGCGCUGCCUGCGCGCCGUGCUAGCGCUGGCGCGCGACGUGGGCGGGCACGCGCGCGUGGACAACGUGUUCUACUCGCGCCGCGAGUUCGCGCGCCCGAGGGCGCAGCGCAGCCCGCACGACAACUUCGACAGCGAGGUGGAACUGCUAGAUUCGUUCUUCGGCGACGGGCGCGCUUACAUCAUGGGCCCGGAGAAGGACUGCUGGUAUCUCUACACGCUGCUGCCACUUGAAGGGACAGUAGAUGCACUGGAGAAGGAGGAGCGGAACAGCCGCGAGGCGGCGGGCGCGCUUCCAGAACCUGACCAGACCCUCGAGAUCCUCAUGUCGGACCUGGAUCCAGAAGUCAUGGACAUCUUCACACGUGCAGCAUCCGCAGACGCCAAGCAGGCCACCAAGGUGUCGGGUAUAGACAAAAUCAUUCCAGGCAUGGUGAUCGACGAUUUCCUCUUCGAUCCCUGCGGGUACUCCAUGAACGGGCUUGAUAAAGAUGGCUGCUACAUGACGAUCCACAUCACCCCGGAGCGGUCGUGCUCGUACGUGUCGUUCGAGUCCAACUGCCCGGUGGCGAGCUACGACGACGUCAUCGCGCGAGUGCUGCACGCCUUCCGCCCGCAGCGGUUCGUGCUCACCGUCUUCGCCACCCCGGAGCCGACAGCCACCGAGCCGCGCUCGCUGAAGCGCUUCUCGUCGCUCCGCGAGUACUCCACCACGGACGCGCACUACUGCCGCUUCGCCAACUACGAGCUGCAGUACGCGCUGUUCGCCAAGUUCCCGAGCUGAGGCCCGUCACUCCCGGCGCGCGAGCUCGACACCCGCACUAGACACAACUACAGGGACAUCAACAGCAUUCUAGCCGUAGCGCCGGACCACUGGGCGGCGGCGUGCAAGCCGCCUCCCCUGCUCGCCCGCCUCGCGCGAGCACCCGCAGAACUACUGCGCGCGGCCUGCGCCGUCGCCCGCGCCUGCCAGCAGCGCGCGUGACCGGACAAGCCCGGCGCGGACCUUCUGCGCCGCAAGUACCAGUGCGAACAGUGAACUAGUGUUACUGACAUACCACCAGCCAGGGCAGGGGUCUCUCGACUUCCCGUAGGCCCGGCCCGAAUUGUAUGUAAUUUGGUAACUGUCCCGGGCCGUAGUUUGGAGAUCACCGCUUUAGCGGAUCAUAUUUGUCGUCGGACGUCAAAGACGCCAGCGGAAGCGUUACGUGUUGUCAAAUAUGACCUCCAAAUAGCCGAAGCCCCGCGACGUACGCUCGUAUCGAACGCAGCGUGUGACGCUUGAAGCGUACGCGUGCCGGACUUCGCCAAGUGAGACGGUUUCAGAAGCCUCGCUCGCCACCUUAGCUUCGUGUUAGAUGCUUGCCUCCGUAGUGAGCCCCUAGGAGCUUCUCCUGUACAAACUAAACUAAACUAGAGACCCGCCGCGGUCUGUACAAACUAAACUAAUUGUAAAUAGUUAGCGUAGGGCGCGGCCGUUGUGAUGUAAUGUUCCAUUCCGAUGAAGUGAUUCCCGGGUGAUAUUAUUAUUAGCGUAGCCUGGACGUCGAUGUUCGAGUAUCGAAAUGUAUUUUUUCAAUCGAAUCUUCCAUUUAGCGGAUACUUGGGCGUGUUUUUCGUCUGUAGAAUUGUGUAACAUAUCAUUAAGCCCCCUAGUGGUAGGCGGAUGUGUAGUGAGCGUCGAGAGUGGCGGCCGGAGGACUAUCCAAUCAAAUAAACGAUUUUAUCUCAA